Cyprinodon variegatus (sheepshead minnow) is the source of this 1083-nucleotide messenger RNA. Its product is annotated as alpha-(1,3)-fucosyltransferase 7-like. Bases 1 to 1083 code for a protein of 360 amino acids. NCBI's taxonomy places the organism in Eukaryota, Metazoa, Chordata, Actinopteri, Cyprinodontiformes, Cyprinodontidae. Gene Ontology annotation, cellular component: membrane. The transcript has 2 exons. The record is from RefSeq and is a predicted model, not a curated record. Gene Ontology annotation, molecular function: alpha-(1->3)-fucosyltransferase activity.
AUGAACAAGGAAAGUGACCAAGCAAAAAAGUGGCACAUUGGAUCCAUAAAGAGUUUCCUUGUUUUAUGCGUGUUGUUUGCUUUGCUUAUCCUGUACUGGGAUUCCCAAAUUAAAACCGAAUUUGUCCCUUUGACUCAUUUGAGCAAGACUAGGAAUGUGACAAUCCUUAUCUGGUACUGGCCCUUCGGCAGCACAUUUUCUCUAAAGGGUGAUGUAUGCUGGGAUCUGUACAAAAUACCUAACUGUAAACUGGUGGACCAGCGCUCCUUGUUCCCCUCAGCUGACGUCGUUGUGUUCCACAACAGAGAACUGAUAGCUGGUACCCAGAGACUUCCCACCGAGCUCCAGCGGCCGGGGGGUCAGAGGUGGGCCUGGAUGUCUCUGGAAUCUCCUGCUCACAACGGCAACCUGCACAAGUUUGCAAAUAUCUUCAAUUUGACAGUAUCCUAUAGGAGGGAUGCUGAUGUGCACACGCCAUAUGGUGAACUGCUUCCUUUGGAGUCUGAAGGUAACCUGGUGAAUGACAGUCACAUAAAUAAGACCUCUUUGGUCUGUUGGGUGGUCAGCAACUACAUGAACCACCACAAAAGGACACAAGUGUAUAGAGAGCUCAGCGCCACAGUUCCUGUAAACGUUUAUGGCAGCUGGAAUAAAAAGCUCCUCUCCUCUGCAGACCUCUUACCAACAAUCUCUCGCUGCUACUUUUAUUUGGCUUUUGAGAACUCACAGGCAAAGGAUUAUAUCACGGAGAAGCUUUGGUAUAAUGCUUACCAAGGAGGAGCUGUACCUGUUGUACUGGGACCCCCCAUAAGUGACUACAAAGCGGUGGCUCCAGAUCAUUCUUUCAUCCAUGUCGAUGAGUUUCCAUCGGUGCAAGAACUAGGAAAGCACCUUCAAAGACUUGCAAAGGACAGAAAGCAAUAUGAGGAAUAUUUUACGUGGAAACGAAACCAACGAGUUAAAGUCCAUGGAGACUGGAGGGAAAUGCUUUGCAAGAUUUGUUUACAGUACAACAGUUUACCUCAGCAUAAAGUUUACUCAGAUCUAGAGGCCUGGGACAAGACAAGUUAUACUAGAAAAUAA